Molecule: messenger RNA, 1200 nt
Organism: Aspergillus saccharolyticus JOP 1030-1
Lineage: Eukaryota; Fungi; Ascomycota; Eurotiomycetes; Eurotiales; Aspergillaceae
Product: isocitrate lyase/PEP mutase family protein
Exons: 2
Coding region: 171-1085 (304 amino acids)
Molecular function (GO): catalytic activity
Source: RefSeq, a predicted model, not a curated record
CCAGGGGAAUAAUUGUGGCUCGAGACGAGUAUCGGUGAGGCAACAUGGCCAUCCGGGCAAUGGAUCAACCCCCUAUAAAGCCAGCACCGUCGCCGUUUGAAACGGAACUUUAGGUGCCGACGUCAUCGUCUUUCUUUCUACUGCAAUACUACAACCACCAAGCAUUCAUCAUGCCUAUGGUAACAGCAGCCACCAGCUUGCGACAGGCUCUUGCGAACCCCGAAGCUUUCAUCGUCGCUCCCGGUGUGUAUGAUGGAUUCUCCGCCCGUAUUGCUCUCGGCGCGGGAUUCAGUGCCCUGUAUAUGACAGGUGCCGGUACAGCCGCAUCCGUCCACGGCCAUGCGGAUCUGGGCAUUUGCACCCUCAACGACAUGCGCGCCAAUGCCGAAAUGAUCUCCAACCUUUGCCCCACCACGCCGGUCAUUGCCGACGCAGACACGGGAUACGGCGGCCCCAUCAUGGUCGCCCGCACGACCGAGCAAUACUCGCGUUCCGGAGUUGCCGCUUUCCACAUCGAGGAUCAGGUUCAGACGAAACGCUGCGGCCAUCUCGGGGGCAAGAUUCUCGUGGACCAGGAUACCUAUGUGACGCGGAUUCGCGCCGCCGUGCAGGCCCGCCAGCGGAUCGGUAGCGACAUCGUGGUGAUUGCACGGACCGAUGCUCUGCAAGUUCGCGGCUACGAAGAGAGUGUGGCGCGACUGCGGGCGGCGCGCGACGCCGGGGCAGAUGUAGGCUUCCUCGAGGGCAUUACCUCCAAAGAAAUGGCCCGACAGGUGGUGCAGGAUCUGGCCGGGUGGCCACUGCUCUUGAACAUGGUCGAGCAUGGAGCGACCCCGGACAUCACGGCGCAGGAGGCCAAGGAGAUGGGAUUCCGCAUCAUCAUCUUCCCCUUCGCGGCAAUCGGUCCGGCUUAUAAGGCGAUGCAGGAGGCGAUGGAAAAGCUAAAGAGGGAUGGCAUUCCAGGCUUGAGCAAGGAAAUGACUCCACAAAUGCUCUUCCGUGUCUGCGGGCUCGACGAGAGCAUGAAGGUCGACGCCGAAGCGGGAGGCGCUGCCUUUGAGGGCGGGGUUGAGCUGCAGAAGUAGACUAUCGCCUCUCAGCUAUGCCUGUCACGACUACUGUAUCUAGAUUUUGUUUAACUAGUGGCGUUGAUGUAUCUAUAAGUACUGUACAUAAGCAUGAGAUGACUAUUGCUGACAU